AUGAAGUACUCUUUCGUCGCCGCAGCCAUCGUGGGCUCAGUAUCCGCUGCUCCUUACUAUCCAGUCGCAGUGCAGUCUGAGUACCCAGCCUCGAGCCACGUCCCCGACUACCCAGCCUCGAGCCAUGUCCCCGAUUACCCAGCCUCGAGCCACGUCCCCGACUACCCAGCUUCGAGCCACGUCCCCGAUUACCCAGCCUCGAGCCACGUCCCCGACUACCCAGCCUCGAGCCACGUCCCCGACUACCCAGCUUCAAGCCACGUCCCCGACUACCCAGCUUCAAGCCAUGUGCCUGACUACCCAGCUUCAAGCCACGUCCCCGACUACCCAGCUUCAAGCCAUGUCCCCGACUACCCAGCUUCAAGCCAUGUCCCCGACUACCCAGCUUCGAGCCAUGUCCCCGAUUACCCAGCCUCGAGCCAUGUCCCCGAUUACCCAGCCUCGAGCCACGUCCCCGACUACCCAGCUUCGAGCCAUGUCCCCGAUUACCCAGCCUCGAGCCACGUCCCCGACUACCCAGCUUCAAGCCACGUCCCCGAUUACCCAGCUUCAAGCCAUGUGCCUGACUACCCAGCUUCAAGCCAUGUGCCUGAAUACCCAGCUUCAAGCCACGUCCCACAGUACCCUGCUUCGAGCAAAACCCCUGGGCAUCCCGCCUAUCCAACUCCUAGCUCCAAGAGCCUUCCCCACGGUACUGGCUAUCCUCAUCAGCCUCACCCAACCAAGUCGGUCGAAUACCCCCAUGAUGUUACCAAGACUAUCACCAGCACCAUGUAUUCUUGGGUACCAUGCAGCACAUCUGUAGGACACAACGAUAAGACGACGUACUACUCCACUUACCUCACGGCUUCGACGUACACCACUAUUUAUACCACUGUCUACCCCCAUGGCCCAGCUCCUACAACCGCCAAGCCAGCUCCUCCAGCGCCGACCAGUGACAAGCCAGUCUACCCUGCAGAGACACCUAAGCCCCACUCGCCUGUUGCUCCCGUUCCUGACAACUGCCCUGCACCAGUCACAACAACCGUCACUGUCUACCACCAGGCGCCUGUCACCGUGACCUACACUGAGGGAGGCAAGCCCCAGACAACAGUUGUUGCUCCUCCUGCUGGCCCCAAACCGACAGAUGUGUACCCUGAGAGCCCAAAGCCCACCACUACGGCCCACCACGAGACACCCGAGGCUUCCGAGUACCCCGAGGCUCCUAAGCCAUCCAAGCACUCAGAUGCACCUAAGCCUUCUCACUCUGCUUCCGUUGGGCACUCAAUCCCUGGCUACGUUGCUUCUUCCCCGGCUCCCUACCCCACCAGCAAGGUUUCUUCAUCUUCGGUUGGCUAUCCAGUGCACACCCCCAGCCCCUCAAGCACCAUGGGUUACCCAGCAGUGACACCCUCUCCCUCUGCUUCCAAGUCUAUUCCUUCGUACCCCGAGUACCCCGUCGCUUCCUCUUCUUCGAAAGAAGUUCCCAGCUACCCGGAAUACCCUGCCUCUUCCCCUAAGCCUACACCUAGCCCUACAGGCUAUGUGGCUACGCACUACUAG
Molecule: messenger RNA, 1542 nt
Organism: Plenodomus lingam JN3
Lineage: Eukaryota; Fungi; Ascomycota; Dothideomycetes; Pleosporales; Leptosphaeriaceae
Source: RefSeq, a predicted model, not a curated record